AUGGCUAGCUCGCCUCAGACGUCUGCUUCGUCAGUUGAUAGUGCUGCCACAUAUGACUCGAUCCAAUCAUAUAACAACGCCCUGCACGAGUAUACCAGGAAUCUUUGGAUGGAAGCUAGGCGUGAGGCUGAGAGCCGUUCAAAGAACCGAGCGACACAGAUUGCGCCUCUGAAGAAAAGCGGUCCAACAGCUUGA
Rhizoctonia solani is the source of this 195-nucleotide messenger RNA. RefSeq lists its product as uncharacterized. Bases 1 to 195 code for a protein of 64 amino acids. NCBI's taxonomy places the organism in Eukaryota, Fungi, Basidiomycota, Agaricomycetes, Cantharellales, Ceratobasidiaceae. The transcript is spliced from 2 exons. The record is from RefSeq and is a predicted model, not a curated record.